CGGUAACCAGGGAAAGUUGUUUACAAAGGAAACGGGUCACUUGCCAUUAAGUGAUACUGUGACACGUCUUUUUAUUGAUAUCAUGAAGUAAAUGGCAACUCUAUAUGUACCAAGUGCAGUGAAUUUGAGUGUUGGUUGUUGUUUUACCCUUACUUUGCGUAUAUCUGGUAUAGGUAGGGAUAUCACAAGGAGAUUAGAAUGCCUGCCCCUACCAUGAAAAAAACUGUGGUUUGUUACAUCUGUGGUAGAGAAUUUGGUUCCCAGUCGCUGUCUAUUCAUGAACCACAGUGUCUAAAGAAAUGGAAGAUUGAGAACGAAAAGUUACCCAAGUCCCAAAGAAGAAAGACUCCUGUCAGACCACAGAUUUUACCAUCUAUUGAGGGAGGGACAAACAAUGAGAGAUUCAACGAAGCAGCUUGGCAGAGUGCCCAAGCUCAGUUGAUUCCUUGUGAAAACUGUGGCCGAACAUUUGCACCUGAUCGGCUCCCGAUUCAUCAGAGAGGGUGCAAGCCAGGUAAAUCUAUGCAACCAUCAAAAGGUGGAACAGGAGGUGCCACAGAUAAAGGUGAUCGCCCCAGAACAACAACCAUCACAGACCCCAAAGUCGUAAAGAGUGAAAAUUCUGUAGGAAGUACAACUGUAAGGGUCGAGAAUCCACAAGCACCCAAACUCGGUGUCGAAAAGGAGGGAACAUUUACCUCACCAAACAAAGAUCCCCCUAUGGAAAAAGCUCCACCCAAUCCUGGAUUUGUUCUGUGUUAUAUUUGUGGGAGAAAAUUUGGAACUAAAUCCAUCAGUAUACAUGAACCUCAAUGCUUAGAAAAAUGGAAGAAAGAAAAUGCUCUGUUGCCAAAAAGUCAACGAAGAAAGUCUCCAGUGAAACCAGAAAUUAUUGGGAAAGGAUCCAACAAUAUUGAGGCCAUGAAUCAAGCUGCUUGGCAGAGCUCCCAGGCUCAGUUGCUGCCAUGUGAUAGAUGUGGACGGACAUUUGCCCCUGAUAGACUGGCUGUACAUCAGAGAGCUUGUAAAGCCCCAGGGGGUGCCAAAGGUAAACCCUCUGCUGCCACUUCUACAGGUGGGGUUACCCCAAGUAAUACACCAGGGGGAAGUAGUCCAUCACCCAAGAAAACAAGUGCCCCUCCCCAGCCACAGUUUGUCUUGUGUUACAUCUGUGGACGAAAGUUUGGAUCUAAGUCAGUUGCAAUUCAUGAACCUCAGUGUCUUGAAAAAUGGAAGGCGGAGAAUAGUAGAUUGCCAAAGGAGCAAAGGCGGCCUGUGCCCAAGAAACCGGAAGUGUUGCAGUCCGGAGGGAACUAUGAUAUAGAUGCUAUGAAUGAAGCUGCCUGGCAAAGCUCCCAGGCACAACUGAUACCCUGUGAUGGGUGUGGGAGGACAUUUGCUCCAGAUAGACUUGCUGUCCACCAGAGAGGCUGUAAGGGAGCAGGAAAAGGUACUGGUAAACCUGGAGGGGAGAAUCCUGGUACUACAUCCUUUGGAUCCUCAGGACCUGCUAAUACUUCAGGGAAGGGAGACCCCAAGGGUGGAGCCAGGACUGUGGUCUGUUACAUCUGUGGAAGGGAGUUUGGCACCAAGUCUAUCUCUAUACACGAGCCUCAGUGUCUGGAGAAAUGGAAAAAUGAGAAUAACAAGCUGCCGAAGGAGAGAAGGCGACCUCUUCCUAAGAAACCUGAGGCUGGUCAGGCGUUGUCUAGAGAGCAGAUGAAUGACUUGGCAUGGGAGAAUGCUAAAAGUCAGUUAAUUCCAUGUGAGAAUUGUGGGAGAAAGUUUGCUCCAGACAGACUAGAUGUCCACCUGAGGGCAUGUAAACCCAAGCCAGGUCAAGGUCCCCCGAAAGCAGCCCAUGCUGAAACAUCUAAGCCACCUCCAGUGGUACGUAGACCUCCAACCAUGGUAUGUUACCUCUGUGGUCGAGAGUUUGGUACAAAAUCUAUCUCAAUCCAUGAACCUCAGUGUUUGGAAAAGUGGAGAAUUGAAAACAACAAACUCCCCAAAUCACAACGAAGGCCUGAACCCACAAAACCUGAAGUUCGAAAAAUUGGAGCCAAGGGAUCCUAUGACAUAGACGCCAUGAAUGAGGCUGCCUAUGAAAGUGCAAAAGCCCAACUUCUGAAGUGCGAGAAUUGUGGGCGGACAUUUGCACCAGACAGACUUCCUGUUCACCAGCGGAGUUGUAAACCGAAACCUCCAAAGGAAUAACAGAAAUAGGGCACCUGUCACACCAAGUUGUUAUCCGAUAGAAUUAUUUAUACAUCUAGCUGUUGCAUUCUUGUUUUUCUUUUAUGAUAUUUCAUCUUUGAUAAUUGGCUUUGAGUACACUUUGCUUCAAUUAAUUGAAGACUCUAUGCAUUGCAUUCGUAAAUGCAUUUAGAUGCCUAUAAUAUAAAUGAUUCUGAUUAAGAUGGGUUUUUUUUAUAUGUGUGUUUUUACAAGCAUCUAUUGAAGUGAUUUUUUAUAAGAUUCCUGCAGUCUGUCUUUUCUACACAGUUAAAUCUUGGCCCAUUCACGAACUGAAAUGACAGUUUAAUUCAGUAUGUCAAAAUAUAAUGGACUAGUUACACAAAUUAAAUCUACCAACAGCAUCAGCCAACUGCUCAAUGUUGUGCAUAAAUGCAUUUGGUACCAUGCUCUCAUUAGCUUUUCAAUACAUGAAAAUGAGCUGAUGCAGAUUUCCUUGCCUAUUAUACAUGUAUACUCUAUAUAUUUACAAGUCCAGUGUCUCUCAUAGACUGUCCAUGAUUUUACAAAUAACCAUUAUUAUGACCACCCUACCCCCCUUAUCCUCAGUAUAUAACUCAAUGUGUUCUAAUCUAUUGCAUAUUUUGUUAUAUUACAUGAAGAAUAUAGAUAUAUUUUGCAAUGUAUAAUUAGUUUUGGUGUGAAAUAUCUGUGAUAAUACAAGAAAGGGAUUUUUUGCAUAUGAAAAAUAAUUUCAAAACUAGAUUUUUUUUUUAAUAUUUAAAGACUAAAAGUUUGCAUAUAUAUACAAUGUACAUGUAUGUUCCAUAUUGAAUUGAUCAGUACAAAGUUCAGGGUAGCCUAGAACAUAAUUUUCAGAAUUACUUUAUAAUGCUUUUUCCUUGAUGCUUUUAAUGAUAUGUUUCCCCCAUAUAAUUUAUAAGCAUAGGAAUUAGUAGUCCGAAAUAUCUUACGUUUUCCUGGCUUUUUUUAUGAUUUUGAUAUUUACUGUGCCAACUGGAGGCGGCAAAAUAUACAGUUUACGUAAUGGCGCCGGUUCUGAUGUUUAUCCUGGCACAGUAAAUAUCAAAAUCAUAAAAAAAGCCAGGAAAAUGUCAGAUAUUUCGGACUAAGGAAUUAGAUGUUUUGAGUAAAAUUCUCUCUGUAUGAAUGUAAUAAUUUUAAAAUGCACGUUAUUCAUUUCUCUGUUCAAUGUGAUCUUUUUAAAUCAUUCAUCAGCAUCUGCAUUAACAUUCUAGAUAUGUUUAAAGGCAAAGUUUUUAUCUUUAUACAAUGUAAUCUUCAACAUAAAGAGCUUUCUGUCCAUGUUAUCAACUCAAUUGAUGAAAUGGCCAUAUGGUGCAAAACUUAACAUUUGACAUCCUGAUGUCACAAGUCAGUCAUUAAGUGUACAAGUGUAUAAUUUUCUGGAGAUUUUUGAAGUUGUACUAAAGUAAAUCUUGAUGGAACAUUAUUAUCGCAAUAUUUACAAUGUUUAUUAACUCAAUCCAUGAAAUUGAAGAUAAACAUACACUAGUAUUUCAUGAAGAUAUAUUGUUAUUUACCUAGUCUAAGUAUUUUGAAGUGCUUGAUUAAAUCAUUUAAGCCCCAUGGAGAAAUUGCCCUGUACAUGCGUAAUAUCAAUACAUGUAAUUGGUAAAUUUUCUUUAUUGUGAACUGUUUGAAUCUUUGUUACUGGUCAUUUUCUAUUCUAAACAGUAUUGAUUGAGAUGUCCUUGAUAGGCUUAUCAUGGUGCAUGCAUUUGUUAAAUUACCUGAAUUUAAUUCACAUAAUUAUUUCUUUCUUUUCAAUGUUUCUUCACACACUUGUACAAUUCUAAUCCGUCCACAUUCAUUUGAAUUUUAUUUAUUUAUUUGUUAGAAACAGGCUUAUUGAUAGUGAAUGUUUGAUAAGCAAUGUCACAUCUUAAGCAUUGAUACCUGUUUUAAGCGUUUACCCGAUUAUUUGUUGUUAAAUUAUUUUUUUCUGAAUAAAUUCUGUCUUUCAAA
Ostrea edulis (European flat oyster) is the source of this 4206-nucleotide messenger RNA. RefSeq names its product zinc finger protein 474-like. NCBI's taxonomy places the organism in Eukaryota, Metazoa, Mollusca, Bivalvia, Ostreida, Ostreidae. The record is from RefSeq and is a predicted model, not a curated record. The transcript has 8 exons. Bases 199 to 2217 code for a protein of 672 amino acids.